UGCGUUUGAAACUGAAGAUACUAUCAUUGCACAUGGGACAAUAUUUGAUGCUGAAGGUGACGGUGAGAACAUCAAGGUAUCAGUGGAUGUUGUCCUCGAUGGCCAAUGUGUGAUUCCAAAUCCGACAAAGGAAGGAGUCACCAAACUGACGCAUGAAGUCGGAUCACAUUUAUUGUGGCCACGACAUCUUGUUCUUACUAGGAAUGAUAAGGUAAUUGUCUGUCUUAUUGUGUUGGAGUUUUUAUGCAUCAAAUUAUACUAACAGUAGUUGAACUUUUUGUGAUAGAAGGAAACUGUGGGCUUCAAUACGGAUCCGUCCACAUUCUCUAUGGCAGCAUAUCUACGUGCUCUAGUGGCACUCCGGUGUUUGGUUAGACUCGUUGAACAUAUGGGGUCAUCGAUUCAACUAAACACGCCUUUAGAGCUAUUCGGUGUGAAGAGAAAAUGUUGCAUUAUGGUUGAGUCACUGAGGGAUUUCUCGUCAAUGCAGCCAAUAUGCACAUCAUGCUUAGAUGCUUACAUGAUGUACCUUCACACAAUUAUGGUACAAGGACGAAGUUCAAGCUUGUUCAAGUUCAUGGAUGCCGGAUCUGUAAGUUACUCGAGUUACAAACAAUCGCGUGCGCAGUUGUUGAAUGCUCGACUUCUCGGUGCCGAGUAUGACCAAGUAGUAUUGUUCCCAUACAACUCUGGGUAA
Molecule: messenger RNA, 697 nt
Organism: Cucumis sativus (cucumber)
Lineage: Eukaryota; Viridiplantae; Streptophyta; Magnoliopsida; Cucurbitales; Cucurbitaceae
Exons: 2
Coding region: 329-697 (122 amino acids)
Source: RefSeq, a predicted model, not a curated record